CCUUUCAUUCUUCAUUCAUAAACUUGGUGACGUGGGUUUAUUUCCAAUAUACAAGUAUAAGGUUCAAUUUGUAAAUAUAACAAAAUAUUGGGAAAAAACAAAACAGUGGGCCAAGAAUUACAAAAUUACCAUGAACAUGAGAGAGUGAGAGAAGAUCAACCAAUCAAUCAUAAAUCUAUGUGUGUACCACAUGCAUUACUACUGUUGACUCGUUCCGAUUUAGUGAAAAAGGGUAAAGUAUAAAUCAAGCCGGCGAAUCUUCUUUCGUUUUCCGGCACCGAUCGCGGUGGAUCUCCGAUUUAAAUGGCGGCGGACAAUGCGUAUCUGAUGCAGUUUGUCGACGAAACCUCCUUUUACAACCGAAUCGUUUUGAGUCAUCUUUUGCCGGCGAAUCUGUGGGAACCCUUACCUCAUUUUCUCCAGACAUGGCUCCGAAAUUACCUCGCCGGAACCCUACUCUACUUCAUCUCCGGCUUCCUCUGGUGCUUCUACAUCUAUUACCUCAAAAUCAACGUUUACCUUCCCAAAGAUGCCAUUCCUACAAUAAAGGCUAUGCGUUUGCAAAUGUUUGUGGCAAUGAAGGCUAUGCCUUGGUAUACUCUUCUUCCAACUGUCUCCGAGAGUAUGAUUGAACGCGGUUGGACCAAAUGUUUCGCCAGCAUAGGCGAAUUCGGCUGGAUCCUCUAUUUUGUUUACAUCGCCAUCUAUCUUGUUUUCGUUGAGUUUGGUAUUUAUUGGAUGCACAGAGAGCUUCAUGACAUUAAGCCUCUCUAUAAGUAUCUCCAUGCGACCCAUCAUAUCUACAACAAGCAAAAUACACUCUCUCCAUUUGCCGGGCUUGCAUUUCACCCAGUUGACGGGAUACUUCAGGCUGUACCGCAUGUGAUAGCGCUGUUUAUAGUGCCAAUUCAUUUCACAACCCAUAUAGGUCUUUUGUUCAUGGAAGCGAUAUGGACAGCGAACAUCCAUGACUGCAUCCACGGCAACAUCUGGCCUGUAAUGGGUGCAGGAUACCAUACGAUACACCACACAACAUACAAGCAUAACUAUGGUCAUUAUACCAUAUGGAUGGAUUGGAUGUUCGGCUCCCUUAAGGAUCCUCUUUUAGAAGAAGAUGGCAACAAAGAUAGCUCCAAGAAAGCUGAGUGAGAAUGCCCACUUGUUUUUUUUUUUUAUAUUGCCGUCUUUUGUUCUGCUUGCUUGUUGUGGUCCUUUCUUGUUCGUUUUCUUCUUCAUGUGUCUCUCACAACCUUUCCAAUUAGUUUGUUACAAACAUUUGCUGUGUAGUUUAAAACAUGUAAAUGUUUGAUUUUUGCAAGACUCCAUUUUUGUUAAGGUAAACCUUGAAACAAAGAUUUUGACUUUUCUGUCAA
This is a messenger RNA of Arabidopsis lyrata subsp. lyrata, 1373 nucleotides long. RefSeq names its product delta(7)-sterol-C5(6)-desaturase 1. The record is from RefSeq and is a predicted model, not a curated record. Bases 304 to 1149 code for a protein of 281 amino acids. Gene Ontology annotation, biological process: lipid biosynthetic process. Lineage: Eukaryota; Viridiplantae; Streptophyta; Magnoliopsida; Brassicales; Brassicaceae. The transcript has 3 exons. Gene Ontology annotation, molecular function: iron ion binding; oxidoreductase activity.